Molecule: messenger RNA, 846 nt
Organism: Jatropha curcas
Lineage: Eukaryota; Viridiplantae; Streptophyta; Magnoliopsida; Malpighiales; Euphorbiaceae
Source: RefSeq, a predicted model, not a curated record
CUUCUUGCUAACAAUAUCAAAACGCAAAAUCAAUAAAACCAAACAAACAUGGUCUUAAAAUCACCAGAAAAAGAAUCACCGGAGCACACCUCCGGCUCACCAAAACGAUUAUCUCUGGUCUUCCUUUUGUCCUUAUCAUCCUUCAUGGAUCUUUGCGCCAAGCACGCAAACCGCCUCUCCAUCAAGCUGAAGACGACGGCGACCAAGCCCAGUAACCACCACCAUCCCCACCACCACGAUGGCAAUAAAAGUCCAAAACUGCAAUCCCUGAAAUUGCCGCCGGUCCGGCCUAAGCAGCUGCUAACACAAAUAAGCAAUAAAGCAAUCAAGUUAAUUCACCAUAAGAAAAGAGUAGGAGACGGAAACGAGGCCGUUGAUAUUGUUGCGCCUGAUGAGUUCGGAGAUGGUGGGGUCUGGCAAAAGGAGAUCUUGAUGGGGGAUAAGUGUCAGCCGUUGGAUUUCUCGGGUGUGAUUUAUUAUGAUGGUACUGGGAAGCAAAUUAACGAAAUCCCUCUUCGGUCGCCGCGCGCUAGUCCUUCACCUAGAUACUUGAUUCGAGAAAAAAUGAAAUACUAAUAAAUAAAAGUUUUAUAAAAUUUGUUGUUCUCGUUUUUUAAUUUUAAAGUUUUGGUUAAUCCUUUGUUUGGGACUAGUAGUUUAAUUGCUGUGGCUAGUCUUAAAUUGGUGAUGCUAAACUAAAGGCAGUUAGAGGUAAGUUGCUAUAUUAUGUGACUGAAGUUUCUUAUUUUCAUUUUUGCUUAUAGUUUUUCUUAACUUCAACUCUCAUUUUGUACCCAAGAAGAAAAAAAUUGUAUAUCCUUAAUAAAAUAUAAGAAAAUUAAAAUA